UUCAGCCACAGCAAAGCAAACCCAGAGAAGUACAGGAAAGGAAAGAAAAUAAUAAAAAUCCUUUUCAGCUCAUGCUAUCCCAAGACUGGCAUGUAACAGACUUUUUUCAUCAGAGAAAUCAGAGUUUCAUCAAAAACUAGGUUGUUCACUUUUCACAACUCUCAAUCAUGCUGGGAAAGAAGCUGGUGACUGCACAAAAGCGAGGGGAGACAAGAGCCCUCUGCCUGGGACUGGGAAUGGUUGCAUGCUCCAUGAUGAUGUACUUUUUUAUCGGGAUCACCAUUGUGCCAUUUUACACUAACAGUGUUUGGACAACAGAAACUGUGUGCAAGGUACUCAAAGCCAACAUCAAGGACAAAGUUUUCUGCCCAAAUAGCGAAGGCUCAGAGGAUGAGGAAAUCUUUCCUUAUCCCUGUCUACAGGUGUGGGUAAAUCUGACAGCCUCAGGACAGGAGGUUAUGCUCUACCAGAGUGAAGAUACACUGGAAAGAAAUCCCAAGUGCUCAUACGUCCCAGACAAUUUGGAGAACUCUAAAGAAGUUAAAGCACAAAUAGAAACAAUUGCAAGCAAUUUCAAAAAAUAUCAGACUUUCCCGUGUUACUAUGACCCAGGAGGAACACAGACCAACGUCAUUUUAAGCAGACUGUAUCCCUCAAAAGGCCUCCUCUUUGCUUUUCUCUGGCCUACACUCAUGUUUACUGGUGGAUGUCUGAUUAUUGUUCUGGUAAAAAUUAGUCAGUAUGUUUCUGUUCUUUCUGCUUGGCAGUAAAAAAUACAUAUCUAACAUAGACUGUUGUGAUUGUUGGAAGCUACUAAAAUCUAAAAUGAAUUUGUUCUGCCUGUCUUAUUGGCAUUUAGUGACUCUUAAUAUACCAGGUGUCAAUGCAAGGGCAGGCAUUCCAAAAAAUUGAAUAUCAACCACUAUGGAUGGCAAUCCAUUACACAAGGACAAAACAUACAACUGAUUCCCAGGAAUGCCUGAAAAUACCUCAUAAACACACAGACUUAGUUACUCUGUAUUGUUUCCUUGGGCUUUAGGAGGUUUUAGGAGCUGUUUUACAAACCUACAAUUCACAUAUACUACUAAACUCUUCUUCCAUGUUUUAGAUGGAGUGCUAAUUUUCUGUCUGGUUGAGAUCAGUUGGUGUCAGAUCCAUAUACAUCAUCACUGGCAGACAUACCUGUUAGACCCUUAUACACCAAUACAGUAUGUACUGAAGGCAUACCUGUCUGCUGAGAAAAGCAGCUUUCUUAUGGUGCAAAAAAGGUAUAUUUUUUAUUGUGACUCUCUCUGCUUUUGAGAAAGGGAAGGGAGAAAGACCCUCAAAACAAAAAUACACAUACACAGACUUUACAAAAAUUCCACUCUAAUCAUCUGACACCAAUUGUAUACAAAUAAAUAUAUGAAUAAAGUACAGAGUACGGUAUAGAAGCCUAUACUAAAAGUAUGUUUUUCUAUUUAACUCAAACCUUAGCCUUGCUUUAUUUGAGAAAAGUGUGCCACUCAAGGAAGGCUACUUGGCUGCCAUUUGCAUAGAUUAUAAAACUGAUACAAAAAGGAAGUUAUGAUAUAAAGAUUAUAGUGUCCUGGUUCUGGCCAAGAUAGGGUUAAUUUCUGCAGUAGAAAUUAGAGGGGGCUUAACCGGGACUCAGAGGUUAUUCUGUAGUACCUCACCUCAUUUUCUGGGAAAGGGCUGCCAGCCAGCUAAGAUAGCACUGCAGAGGGAAUGGUAAGGUAUUGUCAGGGGUGAGAACUUGGGUGUAAAUUGUUUCUGGUACACUCUUUUAUUAGUAUUGUUGCUGUUACUGUGCAUUGUA
Messenger RNA from Hirundo rustica (Barn swallow), 1819 nucleotides. RefSeq names its product potassium calcium-activated channel subfamily M regulatory beta subunit 1 (gene KCNMB1). Lineage: Eukaryota; Metazoa; Chordata; Aves; Passeriformes; Hirundinidae. Gene Ontology annotation, molecular function: calcium-activated potassium channel activity; potassium channel regulator activity. The record is from RefSeq and is a predicted model, not a curated record. Gene Ontology annotation, biological process: potassium ion transport; detection of calcium ion. The transcript is spliced from 4 exons. Gene Ontology annotation, cellular component: voltage-gated potassium channel complex; membrane. The coding region runs from base 168 to 770 and encodes 200 amino acids.